Messenger RNA from Trichechus manatus latirostris (Florida manatee), 2097 nucleotides. Its product is annotated as sialic acid-binding Ig-like lectin 8. The transcript is spliced from 13 exons. Gene Ontology annotation, cellular component: plasma membrane. Gene Ontology annotation, biological process: cell adhesion. The record is from RefSeq and is a predicted model, not a curated record. Gene Ontology annotation, molecular function: sialic acid binding. Lineage: Eukaryota; Metazoa; Chordata; Mammalia; Sirenia; Trichechidae. The coding region runs from base 1 to 2097 and encodes 698 amino acids.
AUGACUGUCAGGAGCCUCUCCUACAAAGACUUUAUGGACCCCCCCCCGCCCCCUUGGCUGGGUCAGGCGCCUUUUGUGGGCUCCUGCAGCUGCAAGUAUGCCUCCAGCCCAACCCUGACCCUGGCUCUGGCUGCCACUGACGACAGGUCUGCCUCUCCCACUGAGCUCUCUAAAGGCAGGGACGGGGUCGGCCUCGUCCCUCACUGUUUCCACCUAUCCCACACAGGGACUGGCACAGAGUCGGUGCUCGCUCUGGACUCCCAGGAGCAGCAGGACCUGCACAAACAAAGCCCUGGACACGGGGCCGCCCCCGACAUGUUCUGGACCCUAAACCUGACUCCCAACAUCCAGAUCCUGGGGACCCUGGAGUCUGGCUCCCCCAAGAUCCUAACCUGCACUGUGCCAUGGGCUUUGCUCACCCUUACCCUAUGGCUCGAGGACCACGGCACCAACCUCACCUGCCAGGUGACAUUCCCUGGAACAGGUGUGACCAUAGAGAGGACCGUCCAGCUCAAUCUGUCCUCUCCUGGGGAUCAAGGACCAAUCCCCACCCAUCCUCCUCCAGUGGAGAUUGAAUCCACUGUCAUAGGGAAUGGUUCAUCACUGCAUAUCCAGGAGGGCCAGUAUCUGCGUCUGGUCUGUGUCGCCAGCAGCAACCCCCCUGCCAGGCUGAGCUGGGCCCAUGGAAGCCUAACCCAGAGCCCCUUGCAGCCCUUGAACACUGGGGUCCUGGAGCUGUCUCGCAUCCGUAUCAGGGAUGAAGGAGAAUUCACCUGUCAAGCUCAGCACCCUCUGGGCUCCCAGCACAUCUCCUUCAACCUCACCCUGAAGAGUGAGUAUGUGGGGGGCAACCUGAUUGAAUUCUGGAAAAACAGCCCCCCAGACCACCUUCCCCAAGAUGUGGCCACCUCCUUCUCGGAAGACGAAGAAGAUAUCCAUUAUGCUUCCCUCGUAUUUAAUGGGAAGGAGCCUGGGCAGGAAGCCUUCGACAAUGAGUACUCUGAGAUCAAGAUCCACAAUCCAGUGGCCACAAACAACCCGGCUAGAAAAGUGCAAGAGGAGACUAAGGGCCGAUUCCACCUCAUCGGAGACCCACAGAACAAUAACUGCUCCCUGGACAUCAGAGAUGCCAGGAUGGCAGACACGGGAUCAUACUUCUUUAGGAUCGUCAGAGGAACUUAUGUGUUAUAUAAUUUCAAAUCUAACCCGCUGUCUUUGUAUGUGACAGCCCUGACACGAACACCCGACAUACACAUCCAGGGGACCCUCAAGUCUGGCCACCCCACCACCAUAUCUUGUAAGGUUCCAUGGGCCUGUAACAGGGGGACACCCCCCACCUUCUCCUGGAUUGGGGUUGCCGUCACGUCCCCGGGCGCCUGGAUUGGGGUUGCCGUCACGUCCCUGGGCUCCAAGACUCCUUACUCCUCAGAGCUCACCCUCACCCCAGAGCCACAUCACCACGGCACCAACCUCACCUGCAGAGCGACCUUCCCUGGAGCAGAUGUGACCACGGAGAGCACCGUCCUGCUCAAUGUGUCCUAUCCCCCCCAGCUGUUUGGCCCCUCCUGCUCCUGGGAGACCAAGGGUCUGCACUGCACCUGCUCUGCCCGAGCCUGGCCAGCCCCUUACCUGUGCUGGCGGGAUGGGGACAAGCUGGUGGAGGGGAACAGCAGCACCUCCUUCAUGGUCAACUUUUCCUCCACUGGGCCCUGGACCAACAGCUCAUUGAGCCUCAGCACAGAGCUCAUCUCUGGCCUCAGGCUCAGCUGUGAUGCCCAUAAUGCCCUUGGGAACCAGAGUGUCACUGUCCUGCUGCUGCCAGGGAAACCAAGGACCUGGUCACAAAUAGCUCAGGGCAUCACCUGGGCAGCCAGCAUCACUGCCCUGCUAACUCUCUGCCUCUGCCUCAUCUUCUUCACAGUGAAGGUCUACAAGAAGAAAUCAGCUGAAGCAGCAGCGAGCAGGGAUGACAUCAAUCCUGUGUUGGGUACCUCCUCCAAGGUUAUAACCUGGCACCAGGUUCUCCACUACCAGAUGGGCGUCACAGUGGUCAUGGGAAAGGCUACUUACUUGCAAGUUAGCAAAGGAGAAGUAUAA